AUGACCGAGACCGCGCUCGUCAUCGCGCGGACGCCCGCGGAUAAGUACCGCGUGCGAGCGUGCGCGCAAUGCGACAGAAAAGGCGACGCACUCGCGAUUCAUUGGCGACGCGGGCACGACCCAUCGUCCGCGCUGUUCGGGAAGGAUCUGUGCGAUAAGUGCGGUAAAGCCGAGAGCCGACGGUUGGUGAAGGAGCGAGGCGCGGUCCCGCGCGUGGUGUUUCGAGGAACGACGGACGGCGCGACGAGGGCGCCGAGGGCGUCGGGGAAGACGUCGGGGACGAGACGACGAAGGGCGCCGGCGGUUGGCGGAGAGAAGACGCCGCCGGCGAAGGCGAGAUCGCGACCGGAGACGAAGCUCGGCGCUAAGAAAGCGGUGAGAAAGGCGAAGACGUCGCACGCUGGGUUGGGGUCGAUCGCGGUGGUGCGUGAAAAGCUGAGACAAUUGGCGACGGAGGAACCGUAUUACGCGUGCGAAUCCUGGCGGCGAACGCCGUACGACAUCACUCCGUACGAUGUGCUGCCGGAUGGUGCGUACGUCGCGGGCGUCGGUGUCGAAGAUGAGGACGCGAAAGUGUUGUUUGAUCGGUUGAACACGUCGGUGAGGGAUGGAUGGACGGAUUACGUGCCCGUGAGCGUGAGCGACGGGACCGCGGCGGCGGCGACGGGACAGCAACCGUCGAUGAAGGCGCACAGUGGACUGGAAUUAGAUUUGUCCACGGAGAAGUUGCGCACGCCGUUGCGUUUGGGGGUGGAUGUGGAGGAAAGAUCGCUGUGGGGGAUGGAUUGUUUCACGCGCGAAGCGAUUUUGGCCAGCAUAUCUGGGGUGACGUGGUACGCGGGCGACGAGAAUCGGCCCAGGCGAGUGGAGUAUUUGCAACAGCGAUUUCUACCGAAGUUGCACACGCUCGGCGCUGAUGGCUGGGAUGCGUCGCGUGUGGCGCAGUGCGUGCUCGAUGAUGCGAUAAAGAAUGGUGAGAAACACACGGCGAUGGCUUCGCGCGCGUUGCUGAGAGUUAUUGCGGAGUGCGACGACGACUACGCCCGGGCGCCGGCGCCGAAAAAGAAGAAGGCAAACUCUACGACGACUACGGGAGAAGUCAAGGCGGAGGAUCAUACAGAAGAAAUCGUCGAAUCCCAUGAUCCGCGCGCUAGGCGCGAGAGAUUUCGAAUCCAUCCCAAAGGUACGGGUGUGGUAUGCAUAAAUCCCAACGGCUUGAAGGCGGGUACGUUCGUGAAUCACUACAUCGGUGAAAUUUAUUCGCCGUGGAAGUGGUACGAACGGCAAGACGCCAUAAAAAAGUGUUACCCCGGCAUGGAGCUUCCCUCGUUCUUCAACAUCACGCUGGAGCGUCCGCCGCACGAUGAUCGUGGGCGGCACGUCAGCUUCGUCGAAGCGAUGCACAAAGGCUGCUUUGCGUCGCGGCUUUCGCACUCGUGCGAACCGAAUUGUCAAACGGUGACGUUCGCAAAGGGAGGCAAGCUUACCCUCGGUAUGUUCACCACGCAAGACAUCGCGUACGGCGAAGAGAUGACGUGGGACUAUAGUUGCAUCACCGAAAGCGCCGAGGAAUACCGUACUGGAUUUUGUCUGUGCUCGUCUCCAACGUGCCGAGGUUCGUUCCUCACGUAUUCGGGCUCGGGCGCGUUCACGGCGGUGGUGAACAAAAAGCACGCAUUUUUACAUCGCAACGCCAUACUUUUCAAGGCGAGCACGUCUGCGUUGACGAAUGUUGAUCGUAAGAUGCUACAUGACAGCGGUAUCCGCGAAUGUGCGCUCGAACAUUGUCCGGACUGGGUCGUCAAGUGGGCGGCGUUGACUCUCGAGUACAUCAAGCUAGAGGAGAACGAACUCCCGAACGAGUUGAUGAGCUUGCCCGCGACGCGUUUCGGUCGGUACAACGAACUCGGGGCAAAAAGCGAAGCAACUGGGGUGGCGGCAACGAGGAUCACGAACCUUAUCGUUACGCUCGAUAAAAUCCGGUACGUGUUGACGCGAUCCGGACAGGAACGAGCUCCAUUCUUUCGAGUUUUGACAGAGAGCGAAGUGAUCGAGCACCUUUGGAGCGGUGACGAGUCCAUAUUACGACGAAUCUUGCGCUCAAUAUUAGCCGGCGCAGGGGCGAAGAAAGGGUCAAAUUCUGUUGGCAAGAGUCGAUUAGUCAUGGCGAAGAUGCCAAAAACCGGCGACGCUCGCGUCGACGCGGCGAUGAAAGCGAUUCAGGAACGCAUCGACAUUGAUGAACGACCGAAGACCGCUAGUGAUUUGUUGUGGUUUUACGCCAACACUCGCAACUGGUUCACACACGCCAAGCUCGAUAACGUCAUUUCGCCCGCGGUGAACAUCGAUGAUGUGGCGAGCGUGAUACCGACGACGCAGCGAAAGCACAUCCCUAACGCAUUCCGUGGUAACAGGGAGGCGAUGCUGCAAAAACGGUACGGUGCUCUUUACGUAUGGGGGCAGUUGGUGACGUGGUACAAGCAAACCAUUUACAGUCCCGAUUCUUCGCUCAGCGCCGAUCGUCGCGGGACUUUGUCGUUGCCAGAUCCCGAGAGUUGUUGCAGCGCCGCGCCGUCGGCGUACGUGAACAAAGAGCGAAAGGAACUGUUCAAGGCUCUCCGCAAGAACAAGCAUCAGUCUUGGCCGACGGCGACGUCGUGGAGUUUCAAAAAUCCAGCCAAGGUGUACGGCUCACCGAUGUUCGACGACGCGUUGCGAGAGAUGUACCCGAAAGAGUACGCCUCGACCACGUCCUUCACCACUUUACUCGACAAGCACGAACGUCAGUCUAUGUAG
Messenger RNA from Ostreococcus lucimarinus CCE9901, 2796 nucleotides. RefSeq lists its product with no specific name. Gene Ontology annotation, molecular function: protein binding. The record is from RefSeq and is a predicted model, not a curated record. Bases 1 to 2796 code for a protein of 931 amino acids. The transcript is spliced from 2 exons. NCBI's taxonomy places the organism in Eukaryota, Viridiplantae, Chlorophyta, Mamiellophyceae, Mamiellales, Bathycoccaceae.